Messenger RNA from Lodderomyces beijingensis, 307 nucleotides. Lineage: Eukaryota; Fungi; Ascomycota; Pichiomycetes; Serinales; Debaryomycetaceae. The record is from the annotation of a GenBank genome assembly.
AUGAGCGGGUAUGUUACAUGAAUAUAUAUAUACAUAGCAGACGUCCAUCUUUCAAACAUCAUAAUCUGGGAUACUAACUACUAUCUUGCAAAAAAAUAGGUACGCGGUUGUUAUCGUUUUACUAGUGGUGGUGGCGUUAUCAGGGCUAGCAUGGGUGUUUGCUCCCAAGUCCAACACGGUUGUGUUUCGAUCCUCGGUCAUCUUGGCAUUAGCUAUGAUGUACUUGAUGUGGGCAAUAACAUACCUAGCACAACUACACCCAUUGGAGGCACCAAGAAGGUCUGACUUGAGACCAGAAUUCGCUUAG